Vigna unguiculata (cowpea) is the source of this 2841-nucleotide messenger RNA. RefSeq names its product sodium/hydrogen exchanger 1-like. NCBI's taxonomy places the organism in Eukaryota, Viridiplantae, Streptophyta, Magnoliopsida, Fabales, Fabaceae. Gene Ontology annotation, biological process: proton transmembrane transport; potassium ion transmembrane transport; regulation of intracellular pH. Gene Ontology annotation, molecular function: sodium:proton antiporter activity; potassium:proton antiporter activity. The record is from RefSeq and is a predicted model, not a curated record. Gene Ontology annotation, cellular component: plasma membrane.
AAUAACGCAUUGGACAUUAAAUUAACAUUAAGCAACUGCUUGUACUGAUUAGUGAACUUUUUAUCUACUAACAAUAUCAUGGGAAAAAUACAUUUUUUUAGUUACUGAGAUUUGGAAUAGAUGAACUGGAAUCUGGUUGGUGUUAAAGGAGAACCUGGGACAAAUUCCAAAUUUUUGAAAGAUUGUAUUAUUGUUCCGUUAAAAUGAUUUGAAGUAGCUGGGAUUCAAUAAUGACGUGUGAAAGUAUGAUUGGAAGGUACAGGAAAUGGGAUAAACUUCUGAGACAUAGUGUGUUUUGAGAACCAAACUUCCUUUCGAGGUGUUAAAAAACAUAAUUUGAGUCCUAGAGGUUCAAUUAAUUUUAUCCAAAAUCAAUCAUUGUGCAGAUGAAAAAAAGUUAUCAAAAUUGUUUGUUGUUGGUUCUGUUCUGAUAAUGGACUCAAAAGAACAAGAUACAUGCUAAUUUAUGACCUCCGUUUUGCAUCACAUGGCAUAAUUAGGGAAAAGGACUAGAUUACCAACUAAUAUGUGUGACACUAUAAACGUGAAAUGAGAAAAGGAAAUGCAAACAGCAAGUCAGUUUAGUGCCUGAAUGUUAGGUUUCUCUCAAUAUGCAGAAAUAGUUAAAAAAAGAGAGAAAAUUAUGACUUGCAGUUUGUUGUCACUUCUCAACGUUACCUAAUAUGUGCUAUCCUCCACGUUGUGACAAAAUGUAUAUCACUUUCCAAAACUCUCAAACGAGUUUGAUAUUCGUCGGUGUAUAGAACCAAACCACACGGAGCAAAUUUAUAUAUAACUCACCUCAGUAAACAUCACCACUGUCAGAAAGGACAACAAACUUAUUAAGUACUUAACCUGAAUGCUCGCAAUGGCUUUAUUACUGCCACCGUUUCAUCUUUCAACACCCUAUCUCAGCACAAGCACCAUUGUGGCUCUCUGUGUAUUCUUCACUCUCCUAGGCACUUGUGUCAUCAUUGGCCAUCUUCUGGAAGAGAAUCGGUGGGCUAAUGAAUCCAUCAUUGCCCUCCUUCUGGUACACAACACUACACACUCAACUCAUUUUUCUACUCUCCACGUUGGUACAUACAUGCAAUAUUGUGCUUCUAGAGUUUCUAUAUUAAUAAACUAUGGUACAUUUUGCUUGGCUUGCUUAAAAAAUUUGCAGGGGUUGUGUGCUGGAACGGUUGUGUUGUUUGUGACCAACUUUCAAAGUACCAAGAUUUUAAUAUUCAGUGAAGACUUGUUCUUUCUUUACUUGCUUCCCCCUAUUAUUUUCAAUGCCGGUUUCCAAGUCAAGAAGAAACAGUUCUUCAAGAAUUUCACCAUUAUACUGCUCUUUGGAGUCAUUGGAACAGUUAUUUCAUUCUGUCUGAUAUCUGUUGGUGCCCUUAUGCUCAUUCAAUGGAUUGGAAUGGCUAACCUUGGCAUAAAAGAUUACCUAGCCAUCGGUGCCAUAUUAUCAGCAACGGACUCAGUUUGUACAUUGCAGGUUCUGAAUCAAGAUGAAACACCCUUGCUUUACAGCAUUGUAUUUGGGGAGGGAGUGGUAAAUGAUGCCACGUCUAUUGUGCUUUUCAAUUCGGUCCAAUCCCUUGACUUCAGCAGCUCCAAUUCUAUGACAGCCUUGAAAUUGUUGGGGACCUUCCUUUACCUCUUCUGCACUAGUACUGCCCUUGGCAUAGUAGUUGGCCUUUUAAGUGCUUAUAUUAUGAAAAAACUCUACCUGGGAAGGCAUUCUACUGAUCGUGAACUUGCACUUAUGAUGUUGUUGGCAUAUUUGUCAUAUAUGAUCGCUGAGCUUUUGAGUCUCAGUGGGAUAUUGACUAUUUUCUUCUGUGGCAUUGUUAUGUCACACUACACUUGGCACAAUGUUACAUUAAGCUCAAGGACAACAACCAAGCACGCCUUUGCAACCCUCUCAUUCAUUGCAGAAACUUUUAUAUUUAUAUGUGUUGGCAUGGAUGCUCUAGAUAUUGACAAAUGGAAAAGCAGCAAAGGCAGUGCAGGAAUUUCAGUUGCUGUGAGUUCUACUUUGUUUGCAUUAGUGUUGAUUGGAAGAGCAGCUUUUGUGUUCCCUAUUGCAUACAUUAAAAAUCGUAUCAAUACAAGAGAGAAUACCAGAAUUGAAUUUCGUUCACAGUUUAUCAUAUGGUGGGCUGGCCUGAUGAGAGGUGCAGUGACUAUUGCUCUAUCUUAUAACCAGUUUGCAGAAGCCAAGAGUACAUCAUCAACUCAAGACUCCGCAUUAAUGAUCACUUCUUCCAUUAUUGUGGUCUUGUUCAGCACUGUGGUAUUUGGCUCCAUUACUAAGCCACUGAUAGAGGCUGUGCAACCAAGACAUCCAAAACCACCAAGUUUUGCUUCCACUGAUAACAUAGAAGAUUUGAGAUUCCUAUUGCUUGAAAAUAAUGGCCCCAUUAUCCAAAGCAACAAUCAGCAAAUUCAAAGGAAAAGUAGGAUAAGUAUGCUAAUAAGCCAUCCAAGCAAAACUGUUCACUACUUUUGGAGGAAAUUUGAUGACAAGUUUAUGAGACCUGUGUUUGGUGGAAGGGGUUUUGUGCCAUUAGUUCCUGGCGGAGCAGCAGAGAUUUUUUGAAACGCAAACAAUUUAGCUGCUUGUAUUCACUUUUUUCCUUCAAUAAUGUGGGGCACAAACGUAAACUUAUAUGCACUGUAUGUUUGAUACAUUUUCUCUCUAAAUUGCCGUAAAUUAAAAUGAAGAAUCUGAUCUGAAGUUGAUCAAGAGAUGUACCAUAUAUAUUAUCAUGUAAGUUAACAAAGAAGUUUGAAUGUAAAAUUUUAUAUACACAUCUAAGUCCUUCCUUACUCCAUUGUGUUGAA